GAAAUUAGCCCAUAUCUAAUUUGAAAACAAAAUAACAAAUAGUUGGGCAAAAUGGUUUGUGAUCGCUGCGAAGUUAAAUUAUCCAAAGUUGUAACACCGGAUCCAUGGAAAACAGGUUCGAUGAAAAGAAAGAUAAAUGAGAACAAGGCCUUGUCGACAGCGAGAGACAGACAAAAUCCAAUUUCUAAAAGUUUAGCACCCUGCAGGAUAUGUCGACAAAAAGUGCAUCAGAUUGGCUCCCAUUACUGUCAGGCAUGUGCGUACAAAAAAGCAAUCUGCGCCAUGUGUGGAAAGAAGCUUCUUGAUAUAAAGAAUUAUAAACAAAGUUCAACUUAAAAGGAUUAUGUUUUUUUACUUAAACAUAAAUAUUUAACAAAAAAUGUACAAUGUAAUUACACUUUAAAAUAAGUUAACUUAUGUAAAAAUAUGGUUUUCAGCUA
Rhagoletis pomonella (apple maggot) is the source of this 440-nucleotide messenger RNA. Its product is annotated as cysteine-rich PDZ-binding protein. The record is from RefSeq and is a predicted model, not a curated record. The transcript is spliced from 2 exons. Gene Ontology annotation, cellular component: dendrite. The coding region runs from base 52 to 336 and encodes 94 amino acids. NCBI's taxonomy places the organism in Eukaryota, Metazoa, Arthropoda, Insecta, Diptera, Tephritidae. Gene Ontology annotation, biological process: cytoplasmic microtubule organization. Gene Ontology annotation, molecular function: microtubule binding; PDZ domain binding.